AGUUGGAGGAUGAAAUUAGCUUAGAGAGAAAGCUAGCUUGGCCCAAAGCCAAACUAGCCUAAUCAACCUCGACACAGUCGUAAUCAUAUAUUUCGUACAUAAUUCAAACUCACAUGUAUUUAUAGCUAGAGAGAGGCUAACUUGGUCCAAAGCCAAUCUCGACCUUAAUAACACUAAACCCAAGUCAAAUUUUCCUUAAGUAAAAAUAAACCAUCUAACUCAUAAUCUAUCUAUAUAUCUAUAUGUAUAUAUAUAACAAACCAUUCUUUCCUUAGCACUAAAAUAACAAAGAGACAAAGGAUAAACGAAAUAUAAAGGGGGAGAGGUCCCCAGGCAAUUUCUCCUCAUUUCACUCAUCUUUAUAUUUCCCACAAACCUAUCGAACAUUUUCGGGGAAAGAACCAUGGAGAAAGCCGACGGUGGCGAGCUCGACGGGGAAGCCUCUGCCGCGUCCACGGAGCAGCAGCUCCAACCAAACUCAAACUCCGAAGAAACUUAUCUCACAACUCACCAUCUCUCCGCACUGCCCUCCGGCCUCACUCAGGAAGAGUUCGACGAGUUGAAGGACUUAGUAGCAGAGUUUCACAUCUACAAACUCACCCGCGGCCGGUGCUCCUCCUUACUUGCUCAGCGUGUUCAGGCACCAUCAGAGGCGGUCUGGUCCAUCGUACGAAGGUUCGACCAGCCUCAAAGUUACAAGCACUUCAUCAAGAGCUGUACGGUGAGUGAAGGAUUCACAAUGAAGUUAGGUUGUACAAGAGAGGUUAAUGUAAUAUCAGGCUUACCAGCGGAUACAAGUACGGAGAGACUCGAUAUUCACGACGACGAGAGACACGUCAUCGGGUUCAGUAUCAUCGGAGGUGAACACCGUCUCCGGAAUUACCGAUCGGUGACUUCGGUGCAUCAGUUGGAGCGGGAUGGUCAGAUCUGGAGCGUGGUUUUGGAAUCGUACGCGGUGGAUGUUCCGCCGGGGAAUACGGAGGAGGAUGCUCGUUUGUUCGCCGAUACGGUUGUGAGAUUGAAUCUGCAGAAACUGGCGUCGGUUGUUGAAGGAAUGAAUCGUGCAGGUAAUCGGUAAAUUUCUUCUUCUUCUUCUUGAAUUAGAGAAUUGGAAUGAAGAACGAAGUGGAAGUGAAAUUUGAUUUAGAGUUUCAUCAAUUUCUUGGGAAGAAUUGCGUAGAUUUUUCUGUUUCUUUUGGAAUGUGAAAAUAUCAAAAUGUCCUUUGAUUUCAAUAGAAGGGAGAAAGCGGUGGAGGGCAUAAACGGAAUAGUGGCGUUGGAUGGAUUGUGGAGUGCCAUUUCAGUCAAUAAUGCAAAGUGUAAAUGAGAACGAUGUCGUUUUGUUAAAAUAAAUUCCUUUACUCUCUUAUUUUCUUAUGCAAAUUAAUAUAUUUAUAUUUUGGAGUA
This is a messenger RNA of Cucumis sativus (cucumber), 1407 nucleotides long. RefSeq names its product abscisic acid receptor PYR1. Gene Ontology annotation, cellular component: cytoplasm; nucleus. The coding region runs from base 404 to 1078 and encodes 224 amino acids. Gene Ontology annotation, molecular function: protein phosphatase inhibitor activity; abscisic acid binding; signaling receptor activity. The record is from RefSeq and is a predicted model, not a curated record. Gene Ontology annotation, biological process: abscisic acid-activated signaling pathway. The transcript has a single exon. NCBI's taxonomy places the organism in Eukaryota, Viridiplantae, Streptophyta, Magnoliopsida, Cucurbitales, Cucurbitaceae.